AUGGUGCUCACUCGCUCAAUGAAAUUGGCAAAAUCAGGAAAAGCUGAUGAAGAAUCGUCCAGAAUUAAUGCAGGCAAUGAAAGUCGGAAACUGCAAAAGAUUUCUGGUGAGUUUGAAGCAGUCGAUCGGAUUAGCGACUUGCCGGAAGCAAUCAUUUCCCACAUCUUCUUCAUCCCGAUUGAAAGUGUGGUGGCAACAAGCCUUUUGUCCAAGAGUUGGAGAUAUCGGUGGACUAAGUUAACCAGCUUCGAUUUUGAUGAUGAUGAUUCCAAGAGCUCAGAGAUUAAGGACUUUGUCAACUUCGUUUUUAUGGUCUUGUCGAGUCAGUGUCCUGAAAUCUCCAUCGACAGGUUCCGUCUUGCGCUGAAUAACUCCGAAUUUCGGCGCUUUUUUAUUUUCCUUAUGGGCCAACAUGAUGCGCUCUGCACUUGCCGGACUUUGGAGACUCUAAAACUGAACGGCCCUUUGCUUGUUCAAGUUCCAAAUGUGGUUUGCCUUCCAGAACUUACUCUUCUUAAAUUAAGAAACGUUAAAUUUGAAUCUGACGAGUCUUUUCCUAAGUUCAUAUCUGCUUCUCCUGUGCUUGAAUCUCUGUUAGUUCACAGGUUUCACAUUGAUAACACUGAGGUUUGUACUAUUUCUUCCCCUUUUUUGAAAAUUCUCCGCUAUGCUCAUAAUCUGGACGAUGACAUUUGGUAUAUUGCUGAACCUGAUUUCAAGCUGGAAAUUGAUGCUCCUGCACUUGAGUAUCUGUUGAUAACUGAUUCUGUGUCCAAGGAAAUUUUUACAUUGCAAGCUAUGGCGUCUUUGAAUGAAGCUACUCUUGAUGUCCAUUCUACGGCAUAA
Messenger RNA from Oldenlandia corymbosa var. corymbosa, 846 nucleotides. The record is from the annotation of a GenBank genome assembly. Lineage: Eukaryota; Viridiplantae; Streptophyta; Magnoliopsida; Gentianales; Rubiaceae.